Messenger RNA from Aspergillus bombycis, 1251 nucleotides. Its product is annotated as glycosyltransferase family 2 protein. The coding region runs from base 1 to 1251 and encodes 416 amino acids. Lineage: Eukaryota; Fungi; Ascomycota; Eurotiomycetes; Eurotiales; Aspergillaceae. The record is from RefSeq and is a predicted model, not a curated record. The transcript has 7 exons.
AUGGCAUGGAAGAAAAGAACCAGGCCUAAGCUUAGGCUGACUGGAGACAAAUUCCCCUCUGUGGAUGUCUUUGUCACCUGUUGCGGAGAAGACGAUGCUGUUGUUCUCGAUAUGGUCCGCGGUGCCCUUGAUCGAGAUUAUCCCCUUGACAAAUUCAGGGUUAUCAUACUGGACGACUCCAGAUCUGCAUCCAUGGCAUCUGCUAUUGGUGAGCUGGCUACCAUGUAUCCAAACAUCUUCUACAUGGUACAAGAAAAGAUCCCUGGCAACCUCAAGAACGGCCUCGAUCAGGUGCAAUAUUUGCCUGGAGGAGCAAGUGAAUUGAUGGCAACACUAGACGCUGAUAUGAUCCCUGAGUGGGAAUGGUUACGUGCUUGUAUCCCCCAUAUCCUGCUGGAUCCUAAGAGUCUGGACUUCUUUGUGAACAUCAUUGAGCCAAUCAAAGAUGCCCUUGGGGUGGCCUGGUGUACUGGAUCUGGCUAUGUUGUUCGCCGCCAGGCUCUGGAGGACAGUGACAACUUCCCUCUGGGAACCCGGGUUGAAGAUGUCGCGACUUCAACACUUAUGCUCGGGAAAGGCUGGAAAACGGUAUACAUCCACGAACCCUACAGUUUUGGAAUUGUGGGCACAGCUGCCAAGCUGAAUUUCUGCCUCUGGGAUGAGAGCGUCCGGCAUCUGACCUUCGCUCAACGCUUCUCCGGAUUCAUCUACGCAAUUAUCAACUUGUCUACUCUCCUCCUGACUGCGUCUCUAUUCGCCAUUCCCAUUAUUCUCCUGUGGGGCAAGCAUCUCGUCGCGUACGCAAACGAAGACCAACUCCGUUGGCUCAUGUGGGCCUGUUUCCUAUGGAUGUCACCCUACAUCGCCGUGUGCAUGGUCCGCUCUUUCAUCCUCCCCAAAUGGCUCGGCGGCCAAACCCAAGCCUUCAACCCCACCGGAUCCCUAGCCGCAGCACUUAACGAGCGCGACCCGAAGCUCACGAAGAACAUGUUCAUCCGUCUUCGGGCGGUGUUCCUCAACUACAUGGUGUUCUUCCAUCUCGCCUUCGUCUCGAUGUGGACGCCAAUCACCUAUGCGAUUGAUCCACCAAUCAUGCCAGACCGCGAGGAGUCGCCCGUGCGAGAUCAGAAGACUAGUGUUGCUCAUCCGACGGAGGAGAGUAAACGCAUCGCGUUCGGUGGACAGGCUGUGUGGUUCGAGUUUGAGUACUCGGCUGCUAUUACCGUUGUGCUAGUUGUUUUUAUCCGUUAG